This is a messenger RNA of Electrophorus electricus (electric eel), 2698 nucleotides long. Lineage: Eukaryota; Metazoa; Chordata; Actinopteri; Gymnotiformes; Gymnotidae. The record is from RefSeq and is a predicted model, not a curated record.
UCAUCACUGUUUCAUCACACCUGUGUCACACUAUAUUUAGAUUUACUGCAUUUAGGUUUCAUCACACCUGUGUCACACUAUAUCCAUCAAUUACAGUCAAUGCUGUGACUCUUGGACAAAGUGCCUUUCUAUACUGGUUUCCGUGUUUAUUUGGCUCCAAUUAUAAAUAUUUUGGCCUUUGAAUUGGACUACCUCAGAAAUUUGUGAUAAAUGUUUUGUUUCCUUAUAGAAUUUGUACUGAUUCUCAGAUGACCUGUAUAUUUUGUUCUUUAAAUUGUACUAAAGAAUUAUUUGUACCCUUAUGAGAUGUGCACCCAUACUGUGUACGCAUGUUUUAUUUAAAGCAUAUUAAGAAUGCAUAGCUAUAAUAUGUUUUAUAUUAGCUUGCUUGUUUCAAUUGACCUAUUGCGAAGAUCUGCAACAUUGCUUAUCAAUAUCUUUUGGUCAUGCGCACAAAACGUGUUCCGUUCGUGGCUAAGCGGCAUGUGAGGAGAAUCGUGAAGCCUGGAAAUCACAAGAUAAAUGGAAACCUUUAUUGACCUUUGCUCUUCUUUCGGGUAAUUAUGCUAACAGAGAUUAAAUGACGCCAUACAUACAUUAAAUGUGAAGUUUAUUCCGUAAAAAUAGUAGUCUGGUGCCGAUGUAAUUCACGCACGGGUAUAAACGUCGGAGAUGUCACUUGGUGGCAGUGGUCACACUUUUUUUUUUCUUUUAGUGUUCAAUUACCUUUUUAGAAUUGCGAUGUGAAAAUUCAUUCGUGCCGUUUCCAACUUCUCGGUUACGUCCAGUGUGCCUCUCUGGGUGGCGCCGUUGCUUCGCGCCGCGUCCCGACUCAAGGCCGACCGGGCCCGGCGCAGAAGGGCGUACCGCCUCAUCCAGCGUCAAUUAGUAAGACCGAUCUCGGCACCGGACAAGUACACGUUACCGAUGUUACGAUGUGAAACUGAUUGGAAGUGCGUCACACGCUGUUCCAAGAAACAAUCGCACCGAUUCCGUUGCCAGAUGCGUCGCCAAGUCGGAUGCAGGGGGUCUGCUGACAUGCCCACCUACAUUUACCCCCCUGAGCUCAAGCAGACGAUACGUGCGGCCUUUCCAGGGGACGUGCGUGAGUACGACGACCCACGGCACGAAAACGUGUUUAUGGUCACCAUGGAUGACCUGCAUGGAUCGGGUCCGUUUGAUCAAAGCUGAAGUUAGAUCUGCAGUAAUCUUUCCCUUUUCAGAUAGUUGUGUUUGUUAGCGACCUGUUACGUUUAAUUCAUGUCAGUCGUACAAAUGUUCAAUAAAGGGAAACUAUUGAAAAGCAGUUGGUCUGGGACGUUUGUUUCUUGUGCAGCCCGCGCUUGCUUGCUGACUACAAGGUCCACAAUCCUUCAGUUAAAGUAUCCGUGGGGUUGCUUUUCCUUGGCUGAGUGAUAAACGAGGAGGGUGGAAAAAUGAUUUGCAAUUUUAAAAACUGGUAAUUGCUGACUAAAUGGUUCUACUUCAGGUUUUAGGUAUGGUUUAGUUUGGAUUGUACGCCAGAGAAACCGACAGAGAAACCUGACCGCAGGAUAAUGGUUACAUGCGACACCAAGGAAACAAGCGCAAACACGCGGUUAACCGCGUCGCUGUCUGACUGCGAACGAAGAUUCAGAAACCGUCGGUGGUUAUUAAUACAGCUCAACAAAAUGCCGCCUGAGGGGAAAUCUGACAUGGAACGAGUGGGCCUUUUCAGAGAGAUGGGCUACGUGUCCGUAGGGGACAAAUAUACGCCCUUUAUUUACCGUCCAUUUCAUGAAUCUGCGCACAAGGAUAAGCAGAUGUUGGCCGAGGGAUCCAAGAGGAAGUCUGCGCUCCAGGCUGGUUACUUUGAAACUCAGUUCAAGAGAAUCUUUGAGAAAGAGGCACUGACCGACCGUAUCAAAAUCCAAAGGCAGUAUAAGAUCCAGCAAACCAAGAAGAAUCUAGGGAAGGCCUUUUUACCCAGCAAUGGAGAAAAGAAAUCAUCAGGAAUUGGCAACUACUAUGGGACACUAGGGGGCCCUGUCCAGGCAUUUAGUCCCCUGCAGGUUCCUAAGAAGCCCUACAAAGCUCCAGGCAAGAACAUGUACACCAGCCCACCCAAGAAAGGAAGCGGAUACGGCUUCCCAGGUGUCACCUUAUCCAAAAUAGAUUCAUAUUCUCCUGAUCCGUAUGACCGAGCAAGAGAGAUGCUAAAGCGUGAGGUAGCGGCUCACAAAUCAAAGUUGAAAGGCGGACCGUUUCACCUGAAUCUCCAUCCGAAGGAAUGCUUUGACAACAACCCGUACAAGCUCGAGAAACCUUUACCGGCCGCAAAGAAGGCCGAGGAGAAGAAGACGCGCUUUGCAGUGCCCUUCAAACCGAGCUCUCCCAGCAAAACGAUUGGAGGAAUGAAAGCCGGGACGUUCGAGCCCUACCCGCCGCACUCAGCCGACCCCUACGUCACCAGGAAGCCCAGUACGGCGACCACGAAUAAGGACGCGAAGAUCUUCCGCCCAUCGCCUGGCUCCAAGAGUACUCCAGUCAAGAGCAUAAUCUCUCUCAACGUGGACAAGCUUUUGAAUUGCACAAACUACAAUCAAAUCCAAUCUGUUAUGGCAUAUUAAGAGCGUCCGAUGCCUGGCAGGUGACCUGUUUAUAACACAUUAACAUGACUUUUUUAUUUUGGUGUGAAAUUAAACAAUAAUUGUGUAUA